Messenger RNA from Jaminaea rosea, 505 nucleotides. RefSeq lists its product as hypothetical. NCBI's taxonomy places the organism in Eukaryota, Fungi, Basidiomycota, Exobasidiomycetes, Microstromatales. The transcript has a single exon. The record is from RefSeq and is a predicted model, not a curated record. Bases 41 to 406 code for a protein of 121 amino acids.
CGCUCAUCGUCGAUGUCAUGCUACGCCGUCGCUGCUGCCGAUGCGGGCUGGACCCACAGCCAAGUCGUCUCGUCUGGUCAAACAACAACAGAAAACGAUUGCCAAUCGACCUCGACCCUUGUCCUCCCUACCUUUGCAUCGCUGUCAUCUUCCUACCGCCUCCAUCUUACCUUGUCCCUCUUGCGCCCGCAGAUCUCAGCGCCCGCGGAUCUCAGCGCCCGCGAAUCCCAUCGCCCUCUCUUUGUUCGUCAUCCAUCGCCUCACCCUGAUCACCGCGCUGUGCUGCGCACUACCUCCUCCACCGACGAGCGCUUUGAGACUACCUUGUCUCCUCCCUUCGGGCACGCCGAUUGUUGGCGUCAGCGCGGGCUGUCGCCGCCGCCGCCGCCCCUUUGUUCCUCAUUGACCUCGAAGAGCAUCCACCGCUCGUGGUUAGGCGCGUCUACGCGUGAGGGCAGCUAGCUAGGUAGAGAAGAGACCAACACUUAAUCAGGGCAGCGAACAA